Molecule: messenger RNA, 4720 nt
Organism: Medicago truncatula (barrel medic)
Lineage: Eukaryota; Viridiplantae; Streptophyta; Magnoliopsida; Fabales; Fabaceae
Product: galactoside 2-alpha-L-fucosyltransferase
Exons: 3
Coding region: 58-1815 (585 amino acids)
Biological process (GO): cell wall biogenesis; xyloglucan biosynthetic process
Cellular component (GO): Golgi apparatus; membrane
Molecular function (GO): galactoside 2-alpha-L-fucosyltransferase activity
Source: RefSeq, a predicted model, not a curated record
UGUUGAUACAGUUAAAACUAAGAGAGAUUUGUUUCCUGGGAAUCUUUUCGGUUCAAGAUGUUAAAGAGAUUCAGUUCAUUAUUGAUUCUGGGUUUCAUAACCUUCUCUAUAUCAUCACUCAUAUUCAUUCUCAUUCACCAAAACAACUCAAUCUUCAAUUUUGUUGAUGGAUUUUCCAACAUCAAUGCUACUACUGUUACUGUUACUGUCUUCAAACAAACACCUCAAAAUGUUGUUACUAACUCAUCGGUAGAUAAGGUGUUGGGAGACAAAUAUCAAAAUCUUAUGCCUGCUCGGAUCUUUCAAUCUCAACAACCUCCUCAGACACAUAAAAUCUCAGAUAUUGGUAAUAAAGGUCCAAAAUAUGAUUCACUUGAACACCAAAAGAAGCAUCAUUCUCUAGCUUCUGCUAAUGACCGAUUUCUUGAUGGACUACUAGUUUCCACAUUUGAUGAAGCAUCAUGCUUAAGUAGAUUUAAAUCUCACUUAUACCGCAAAGCUUCCCCUUAUAAACCUUCUGCAUAUCUGUUAUCCAAGCUACGAAACUAUGAACAUCUUCAUAGAAGUUGUGGACCAAAUACCAAACCAUACAGCAAAAUCAUGACAAAGGGUCCAAAAUUUAGCAAAGGUGAUGCCGAUACAAAGUGCAAAUACCUUGUAUGGACAGCUUCCAAUGGAUUGGGGAACAGGAUGAUAACCUUGGCGGCAGCGUUUCUUUAUGCUAUUCUUACGGACCGGGUUCUACUUGUCAAAUUUGGCGCUGACAUGUUUGGUCUCUUUUGUGAGCCUUUUCCUGAUUCCUCGUGGUUAUUGCCCAGGAACUUUCCUUAUUGGAAAGAUCAGAAACAUAUUGAAACCUAUGAAAGCAUGCUAAUGAAUAGCAAGAAAAACAGAUCAAAGGAGCUUUUGCCACAAUUUCUCAUUCUUAAUUUACAGCACACCCAUGACGGUCAUAACAACUAUUUUCACUGUGAUCAGAGUCAAGCUCUUCUCCAGAAAGUUCCUGUUCUAAUUUUGCGGUCGGAUCAAUAUUUUGUCCCUUCUCUUUUUAUAAUUCCUUCAUUUAGCCAAGAACUAAGCAAAUUGUUUCCCGAGAAAGACACUGUUUUUCACCAUUUGGGACGUUACCUUUUUCACCCUUCCAAUGAGGCAUGGGAACUAAUUAGCAGGUUCUAUGAGACACACUUAGCCAAGGCAAAUGAGAAAAUUGGAUUGCAGAUUAGAGUGUAUAACCCUCACCAAGUACCACAUCGCACCAUCGUCAAUGAAAUUAUAGCUUGCAGUCUUCAGCAUAAGUUGUUGCCCGAAUUGAACGUGCAGAAGACAGCAAAAUCUUUUUUGAAGAAGCAGACACCAAAAGCUGUUCUAGUGGCUUCUCUAUAUUCCGAAUAUGGUGAGCAGCUGAAGACUAUAUAUAAGGCAAAUACAACUGUAACCGGGGAGGUAAUAAAAGUUUAUCAGCCAAGUCACGAAGGGCGUCAAAAAUCAAAUAAUGACACACACAAUAUUAAAGCAUGGACUGAAAUAUAUCUACUGAGUUUAUGUGAUGCAUUGAUUACAAGCCCCAAGUCUACUUUUGGGUAUGUUGCUCAUAGUCUUGGAGGUUUGAAGCCAUGGAUUCUGCACAGGGCAUAUGGGGAAACCAUCCCAAAUCCACCUUGUCAACGAGCCAAGUCCAUGGAGCCUUGUUUCCAUUACCCUCCCAAGUAUGAUUGCAGGGCCAACCUAACAACUGAUUUUACUUCCCUUUUUCAUCACAUGAAGCAUUGUGAAGAUAAAAAUGGUGGGUUGAGGUUGGUUAAUGCUAAUCGCUAGGUAAUAAACUAACUAUUACAACCAGCUCGGAGUUAUCUACUUGAUGUGCUAACUAAUAUCAGUACUUAACUUCAUACUUCUAUGUUCAACCAUAUUUGAGGUCCUCAAGUACAGUGAAGAAGAGUGUUAUUGUCCCCUAUUUUCAGUCAAGUACAUUGAUGGAAACCUCACAUGACUGAAGUCCUCUGCUUGUGCUAGUGCUAAUCUAUUGGCAAUGAGAUGAUAAACAAAUGAACGUCGCACGACUGAAGUCCUCUGGUGCUUAUCUGAGGCUUGAGGCUUGCAUGGUUAUGCUUAGCUGUUAUUUGUUGGACACCCCUUGAUGUGAUUGGAAUAUGAUUUUCUAAUAAGCAUUAUUUUGAGUCAACCAAUUUGUGUAAAAUCAGUUCUUAUCAGAGUUUCUUCAUGUUGUGCUACUGGUAUUAGGUACUAACCUUGUAAUUAUUUCUGUGUGCUUUUAAUAAGAUAUAAAUUGGGAUAUAGAUUGUAGUUAGUUCUGGUUUCAAAUUGGGAUAUAAAUUUUAUAUUCUAGACUUGUUUGUUUGCUUUAGUAUCUGUUUGUUUUCAUGUUAGGGAGAGUGAAAGGUGAUUCUAAUCAUAUAUAAUUGGUUUUGACAUGAUUGAGUGACAUUGAUUUGAAUUGAUUUUAACUUAAAGUCAGGAUUUGUGAUCUUUAUUUUAAAAUAAGGUAUGGAGCCUCAAUUAUAAUGCAUUAAUUCCUCAAAUUAAAUUAUGAAUGCUAUCAUGAACCAUUGUGUUGGGUAUUUUUAUGUUCAACAUACGAUACCUGUCAAUCUGUCAUAUUCUUUAUAAAAUUUAAUAGUAGCAACACGUGUCCUUAAUGAGCUUUGAGUUCAGCAGUUUUUCUUAAUUUUGCUAAGGUUCACUUGCAUAGUGACCACUUUGAAGCAACUAUUACCUCAUGAUGUUUCUAUUUUCCCCCCUAUGAAUCAUUUCCUUUUUUUAGGGAUUUCUUGAUUUACGACUGAUGCCUUGGAUUCGGAAUAUGUUAACUCCUUGCUUAGCGAUAGUUCCUAGUUUGAUUGUUGCGGUCAUUGGUGGCUCUACUGGGGUUGGAAGCUGGUAAUAAUUGCAUCUGUAAAAUAUCCUUGCCAUCAAUUUUAAUCGAGUUGUUUUAGUCCUAAAAUAUCUUCUAAUGCUUUUCACUUGAGAAUAUGUACAUGUUAUAAACAAUACAUUGUUUAAAUUUUCAUGUUAUGAUAUCAUGGAAGUUUCUCGUAUAUUUGCAACUCAACUGCCCUGUGGCCGCCACUGUUCAUAACUGCACUGUUUAGCUUCGUAUGAAGAUAUGCUGUUUUAUGGGCUGAGAACCAAAAUGAAGUUACAUAAGCAUAGAUUUAUUCUCUAACAAAAAUAUCUGUCAAUGCAACAUCAUUUUUGUUGCUCCUGUUUUGGUGUAUGCAUUCAUUUUUGUUUAGAACAGAACUGAUUUAUGCUAAAGCCCUUCUUUGUUUGCUGAUAAGAUGAUCCUAUCAUUUGAGCUUCCCUUUGCUUUGGUUCCACUCCUCAAGUUCACCAGUAGCAAAACCAAGAUGGGAGCACAUGUUAACUCUACCAUGGUAUAGUUUCUUUGUUAACACAAAUCUGUACUUCUACCUUGCAAGCAUAUAUGGUAAAUUAACACAUACCUGACAAAGUUGUUCAACAAGUUCUGAAUCAUUGCGCAGAUAUGCUGUUUCAAAACUGUAAUUAUAAUAGAUGCAUACAUGUUUUAUUUACUGUAAAUAUAACGGAUCAAUAACGGAUCAAAAUUUUGACCGAGACGCAAUUUUUCAUUUUGUUUUUCCUGCACUUGGAGAACUUGCUAGAAAAAGUUUUUUGUUUUGUAUGUUGUCUUACGUAGUAUUUACUUUUACUUCUUAAUCACAGAUAUCCGCUGUUACUAAUCGGUUCCCUUAUUAUGGUUAUUAAUAUAUAUACUACUUAAUGAAUGGUUUCAUUAAGCUGCUUCUUCAUAGUGACAUAGAAAUUGUGGCCAAGGUGCUUUUUGGGAUAUUAGGAUUUUCAGGCAAGGCAGCAUAUUUGGUUGGUAUAGCUUAUCUUGUACUUCACAAAAAUAAAGAGGGUGCACACCUUUUGGCUGUAACAAACAGCACCCGAAAGUUGGUAAAUGGCAAAUGAACGAGUAAACGGAUCAAUUUAUUGUCAUCCAAGAGAAGACAAAGUAAACAUGCAAUUACCUCAGCGAAGUAGUCCUGCAGAUCUUGACUGACAAAAUUAUAUGUCAAUAAGAUGGGGGCGGUGUUCAUUCACUUUCUUCCCCGACAGUUUGCUUAAUUAAUUAAUGUAUAAUAUUCUGACCCUACAUCACUCUUUGAUACACAAUCUUUCUUUUCAUUUCAAUGUUUUCAUCAUUCUCUUUUCGAUGUGAAGGGUAAUGUUUCAGCUCAGAUUAGAUGUGUUCCUCAGGAUGUUAAAAAAAAAGAAGGCGUGUUCCUCGAUUCUCAACUUACCAAUUUUCUUCUCAUUACUAAUGCAGCUACUGAGAUACUUUUUUUGUUGUUGUAAUUAACUGUUGUGGCUUUCAUUCUUGCAUUUUUCAGAGGAUCAUGAAACUGUUUCCUUGGCUUUGAAAGUUCGUUAGAUUGGAACCCAGCUUUAUGAUUGUGCUUCACUGAAUGAUUUGCUGCAGAAAGGGGAAAAACACGCGAAUAUGGUUGUCCCAUGUUCUGAUUUUUAUUUUUUUUAAACUAUGCUACACAUGUCUUUAAGUUAAAGAUUUAGUAUGAACUGUUCUUUGUAAUGCUGUUACUCAUGGAUAAGUGAGUUUGGAAAAUUACUUCCUCAUAUCUUGUAGUAUAAGAGAUUUGAAAUAAAAUUUCCUCUAACAAUAUUUCUAGAUAUUCUUAAUUUCCAUGGAGCAGAACACAUUCCAAAUUUUGUA